AUGCCAACAGUUAUAAUAGCAGGUGCAGGCCUAGUUGGCUCUUUAAAUGCAGUUUUCUUUGCUCGCCGGGGUUGGGAUGUUCAAGUCUACGAUCAACGAGAGGAUAUUCGAAAGAUGGAGCAUGUCCCCGGUCGCUCCAUAAAUUUGGCUUUAUCUUGUCGUGGCAAAGAGGCCUUGGAAGCAGUAGGAUUAAAAGACUAUAUUGCUGACAGAGGAGUGCAAAUGCAUGCUCGUUUAGUGCACAGUAAGGAUGGUAAAGGUUUUGUGCGUCAGCCUUAUGGACAGCCAGGAGAAGUGUGUUUUUACUUGAAUAAUGGAUGACUUAAGAUUUUUAUCGAUAAAAUACUUUUACAGUGGAACUCCUGUAUAACGAUCGAUCGGGGAUUUAAAAUUUUAAGGAGUUUUUUAGAGGAGGUUUAAAUGCACCGUGUAGUGGUGGACGAGGUUUUAAAAACUGUUCGUUAUACAGAAAUUUCGUUAUAGUGGAGUUCGUUAAGAGGAGUUCUACUGUAUUUAGUAACUGUUUUUUACCACGUAAUUUUAGCAUAUCGUAUCAAUUAAUCGCCGCCAUUUAAACGAGGUUAUGAUAUCAGAAGCGGAAAAAUACGACAAUGUUGAGUUCUUUUUUGAACACAAGGUACAAAAAGUUGAUAUGAGAAACAAAAGGUUAAUCGCUUCGCACAAAGGUCAGGAAGUUGUGGUAUCUGGAGAUAUUGUAUUGGCUUGUGAUGGAGCAUAUUCUGCUGUUAGAAGAAGUCUGAUGACUUACCCGAGGUUUGACUAUAGUCAGGUUGGGUGUUUUUUUAAAAUUUAACUUUAUGUUUGAAUUACGAUAUAAAAGCAACUAACCCACUUUUCAUAAAUAUUAUAUCAUUAUUGUAUAAUAUAAUUUUUUUUGAAGUUGGGUUUAGAUAAAUAAAAUAGUUUUUAGGAAUAUAUUGAACACGGCUACGUAGAAUUAAACAUUUUACCAAAAAAUGACCAAUUUGCCAUGGAACCGAAUGUUUUUCAUUUAUGGCCACGAGGAGAUUUCACUUUGAUAGCUUUGGCCAACACUGAUUGCACAUUUACUGUGACGUUAUUCGCACCAUUUGAUCUAUUCGAUAAAGAAUUGUUUGACAUGGAAAACAGACGGAUUCAAUUUUUCCGUGACAAUUUUCCAGAUGCUUUAGAGUUAAUGGGAGAAGAACAUGUCAAUGAGGUACGGUAAUUUUACUUCUUUUAUGUUUUAAUUAUUAAAAUAAUUUUAUUUUUUCGAAUUUUUUAUUUUUGUUUUUAAAUUUAGACAUUCAAUCGAGUAAAGCAAGCUUCUUCAUUAGUGUCAAUUAAAUGUCGACCGUUUACUUUUAACGAUUUUGUAGUACUGAUGGGCGAUGCUGCCCACGCAAUGGUACCAUUUUAUGGUCAAGGAAUGAAUUGUGCAAGUUUAUUUUGAAAAGGUUUUAACUUUUAAAAACAGGGUGGGUGUGGUGAGCUAACGUAAGUAGGAAUGUUUUUAAUUAAAACCAGUGCCAACGCAUAGUGAUUUUUUCUCUUAUAGGGCUUUGAAGACUGUCUAAUUCUUCACGAAAUUGUCAAUGAGUAUAACGGAGAUCUUGGUAUGUAUUUUAUUUAAAUAUUUAAUAAAUUAUGGCCUUAUAUAAUACAAAAUAGUUUUCCUAAAGUUUUGGUAAUCAAUUUCUUUCCAGUAAGAGCGGUCAGAACGUAUUCGGAUAGGCGUUGGAAAGAUGCCCAUACUAUUAACGACUUGGCCAUGUACAAUUACAACGAAUUGAAAGACUUGGUGAAUCAGUUUGGUUACAAACUUAGAAAGAAGUUAGACUUAUCUUUGAACAAAUAUUUGGGCCCAACAUGGAUUCCUCUUUACUCCAUGGUAACUUUUACACGGACUCCAUAUCACAAAGUGGUGGAGUAUAGAAAAAAACAAGAUAAUGUAAGUUUUCAUUUUUACGUGAAUAUAAAAAAUAGGGUAUUUACUUUUUAAUAAAGUUGGGCAGAAUUUUAGGCUUUAUUUUAACAUAAUUGAAUAUGUCUGAUUUAGAUAUUGAAAUGGAUUAGAUAUGGCAUAGCAACAAAUGUAUUAGUGGCAGGGGCAGCUUAUAUCAUCAAAAAGAAAUCAGAGUACCAGUAA
Messenger RNA from Bursaphelenchus okinawaensis, 2131 nucleotides. The record is from the annotation of a GenBank genome assembly. NCBI's taxonomy places the organism in Eukaryota, Metazoa, Nematoda, Chromadorea, Rhabditida, Aphelenchoididae.